Messenger RNA from Scylla paramamosain (green mud crab), 6574 nucleotides. It is a transcript of the gene Atg16, whose product is annotated as autophagy-related protein 16-1-like. Gene Ontology annotation, cellular component: autophagosome membrane. NCBI's taxonomy places the organism in Eukaryota, Metazoa, Arthropoda, Malacostraca, Decapoda, Portunidae. The coding region runs from base 291 to 1991 and encodes 566 amino acids. Gene Ontology annotation, molecular function: protein binding. The record is from RefSeq and is a predicted model, not a curated record. The transcript is spliced from 13 exons. Gene Ontology annotation, biological process: autophagosome assembly.
CCACAAUUGUGACGGUCUGUCAGUCUAGUCCCAUACAUGUCAAGGAUGAUUUCCGUAGAAUAUAUCUGAGAUUAGUUCAUCAUUGUGGAAGAAAAGACGAGAAAAUAAGUAACAAAACUGAAUAAAGGUAUUAAAAUGAUAAUUGGUGAGAUAAGCAACCGAAUGUCGUGAAAACAAGCACGGGAAAGGAAACCGUUGCAAAGGCGCAUCCCAGCUGGGAGUCGGGAAGGGAAGGAGUAAACCCUCAGAGGAACACCCGAAAAAUACAAGUUUACCCGGGAGGGAGGGACAUGGCCUGGAGUAAGUCUGGUGGCGGAGAUUGGCGCCAGCAAAUCUACAACAAUCUGCGGGAACGGAACAAGAAGGAAUACGAGAACAUCAGUGAUCUCAUCCAAUUACAUACUCGACUUUUUGAGCAGAGUGAGACUUUGAAGGCUGAGAUCCUGCAGCUCACCAUUCAGAAUGAGAAACUCCAGCAAAGUAACCUGCAGUUGCUGAGUUGUGGUGGUGGAGGUAGUGGUGGUGGUAAUGGUGGUGGUGGUGGAGGGGAGUGUGGAGGGACUGCUUCACCUGGUGUGGUGCAGAAAUUGGAACAAAAGAUCUACAAAUUACAAGAAGAAUUAACGGAUUUACACAGAAAAAAGAGUGAGAAUUCACAGCAGUUGGUAGAAUUAAAUCAGUGCCUUCAGGAACGGGAAAAAGUAGUUGCUGUCAAGGACAACAAACUAGCAGAGUAUGAGUCAGACUUGAUGAUCCUGCGAGAGGAGCUUGCCAAUAAGGAGACAGCCCUUGCAGAUGUACAGGCAAUCAACCAGGUGCUGCGCGAUGAGUACCAGACUCUCAACUUGGCCUUCACGGCGCUGGAGGAGAAGUAUAGGAAAGAAAAGGAAGAAAACCGGGACCUCAUUGACCGAUGGAUGGCACAGAAAGCCAAGGAUGCAGAGAAGCUCAACCUGGAGAAUGACUCAAUCUUAAGGAAACGACAAAUGUUGGUUGAAGAACAGCUCAAAGAAGCAGCUCGGGAACCCAGGCAGGUGACCAUGGACGACAAGUUUGCCUGCAGUCCUCCCCUGUGCCUUAUGGCAGUGCUUCCCUCCAAGGCCUACCACAAAUUUGAUGCUCAUGAUGGGGAGGUGAAUUCUGUGUGCUUCAGCCCUCAAGGGAGGAUUCUGGCCACUGGUGGGGUGGAUAGGAAGCUCAAGCUGUGGGACAUUGGCCAUGCCGUAGUGGAAGCUAGAGGCAUAUUGACAGGCAGCAAUGCAGGGGUAACAGCCAUUGAUUUUGAUGCUGAGGAGUCAUUGAUUCUUGGUGCCUCUAAUGACUUUGCCAGCAGAGUCUGGACAGUGGCAGAUCAUAGAUUAAGGCACACACUCACAGGACACUCUGGUAAGGUUAUGGCAGCAAGAUUCCUGUCAGAGUCAGCUAAGGUCGUCACUGGCUCCCAUGAUCGUACGCUUAAAAUAUGGGACCUGAGGAGUCGAGCUUGUAUCAGAACAAUCUUUGCUGGAUCAAGUUGUAAUGACCUUGUGCCAUCUGACAGUGCAGCAACAACCAUAAUUUCUGGUCACUUUGAUAAGAAAAUCAGAUUCUGGGACACACGGACAGAACAAUCAGCAAAUGAAGUGUCUUUACAGGGCAAGAUUACUUCCCUCUCCUUAUCAAGUGAUGGGUUUUACCUGUUAAGUUGUGUUCGUGAUGAUUCCUUGAAAAUCUUAGAUCUUCGGAAGAACCAUGUGAUCCACACAUUUACGGGUGAUGGCUUCCAUGUGGGAGCAGAUUACACUCGGGCAACUUUCUCUCCUGAUGCUACUUAUGUAGCAGUGGGUAGUGGUGAUGGUGCUUUAUACAUCUGGAAUGUCAAUACAGCCAAGCUGGAGAAGACUCUGAGGGAGCACACAUCAUGUGUAGUUGCCUGUACUUGGCAUCCAAGCGGAAAGUCACUAGUGUCUUGUGACCGUGGCAAGAAGGUCAUUGCUUGGUCCGAUUUCUAGCAAGAUGAAGGUGUAUUAUGAGUUGCUGUCUGGUGCUUAUACCAGUAGCAUUUGCCUGAGUUACCACAACUGUGAUAUAGGUAACCAAAUUAUAGUUUAUAUUUCUGUUCUCCUACUCUGUCUUGCUGCAUCACUGCCACUCUGGUUUAGCAUAGACUAGUGGGGUGGAGCUCUGGCAGCAGCACCCUGGUGUCCUAGGUUGAUGGGCAGUGCAUCCAGCAUUUAUAUUAAUUUGUUCUGCUGUUUGAUGAAUUCUGGUCAAGUUGGGUUGAGUACUCUAUGAGGAAAAUGAAUGCUCAUUGAUUUUGCAGACACUAGUCACAUGGAAUGUUGAUUUAUAAGAAAAUAUUCUAGAGUAUAUUUUAUAUUUGGAUGAAAUCCUUGAGUAAGACUAUAAAAGUUAGGAUUGAUAUCUUUUGUAUCAACAUUUAUUCCAGUGUCAUUAUUAAAAUCAUUGGCUGUGCUAUAACCGGCCUAACAGUGAUGAAAUUUUGUAACAGGUGCAUUAUAUUUUGCAUUAGCUUGUGGUCAUAAGGGUUGUAUAGGAUAGUUUUUUGAUGGAAGUACUGAGAUGGAUUUUGUGGUGCAAAGCAGAAGGAUGAUGGUUGGAUAGAAAGUAUACAUAAUAGUAAAGGAAUGAAUAAAAGUGUGUUGACAAGGUUGUAAUGAUAGGUUGGUUAUUGAUAAAAGAUUAGGUAUUAGGUAUGGCUAAUUGAAUAUAAAAUUAAUAAUGAAGUGACAGAUGGGGAUGGGAGAGGGUAUGUGAGAGAAAGGAGAACAAAAAAAAUUGUUUUUUAAUAAAAAAAAUGUGUAUAGAGUGCAAAUGUUUUAAAUAUGGAUGUAAUUUUGUCUUACUUUGUCUGCGUAUGAAGGAUGUUAUGGUCAAAAUAACUUGAUUAUUUUUUGUUUAAUGUUUUUCCUUCUCCUUUUCUAUAUUAUUUUUGGUUUAUGUAUCUUUUGCUAGACAGCUUUUAUUAUGUGAUGUGUGAGUGAUGCAUUACUUACAUGUGUACAAAUUUGGUCCGAUGCAGGUGUGUGCUUGAGUGUGUGGACACUGAAUGCAUACUUAUCUUAUUAACUUUGUUUCUUAAGUUUAAGAGCAUAAUUGCUACCAUGCAUUUCCACACCGUCCCUGCGCCUGCCUUGCUCAGGGAGUCUGAACUUGGCAAAUUAAUGUAUUAUUUUAUUUUAUUUUUUUUAUUUUUUUUUUUAUUAAUUUUUUUUUAUGUGUAUUUGUCAUUGUGAAGCUUUGUUAAUACUCUGGUUGUUUAAUUUAUAAAAGAAAAAGUUUGCUCUGCUAUGAUAGUCUUAUGGAUGGAAAACAGGGAAUUUUUAUUUUUGUAAUUUAAGGUUUUGAGCUGCAUACAUUGUUUCUUGUCUGACAGCAGCAGGAAAACAGGUGUUUGUGGCAGGUUAGGUAUUAUGUAAUGGUAAAAAUAGAGAUGACCUCUUUUGCUUAUGCUGUUUUUUAAAAAUUUACUUUGUGUUUCACAUCAUCACAGUGCUCAUAUCCCAUUAUGUGCAGAGCCAUGCUUUAGAUAUGGUCAGAAUCAACAAGUGAAGAAUUUAUUCACAUUCCUUUUUUUACCAUUAUAUUUUUCCCAUGAUUCCAGUUUGUGCCUACUGUUGUUGCAAUGUACUGAAAAUACCAGUUGUUGAAAAGGUUUGAAAAUAGGUUAUAGUCCCUCAAUAACAUAUAAUUUUAACCCCUAGAGGACCAGAGGCAGCUAUAUCCACUUUACUAGGCGAGGACUGGAGGCAGUUAUAACCGCUUUGUGAUUUUAUGAUCACUUAGCCACUUUUUGUCAAUUUUUGUAGUUCAGUCAUUGGUAAUACUGCCAGUGAGUUAGUUAGGCUAAUCUCUCGGUUUGCGCCCCACUUUCAUGAUGGCUAAAUGCAGUAAUGAUUCUGAUGAAUCCGAUUCCCUGCCUACUGUCCUCAUUUCAACACUAUGCCAAUUACUAGCUCUUACUCAGCCACUUGCUACACACCUUAGUUAGAGUGCAGUAGGGCAGGAAUUUGAUAAAACUGUUAAGCAUGCAUGAAAAGAGCUCAGGGCACCCGUAUUUAUUAGUUGCUAGCCAUAUCCAGUCUGGCAAAAUGUACGCAUGAAAGGCAAGUGACUUGCUUCCCCAAAAGUCCCUCCUCUUCAGCUUGCUGGCUCUCCACAACCACUGCAUGUAGAGACAUCUGGAUGACAUCGUUAGAAAGAGGAAGACGAUGUUGAGUACAAAAGUCUAUUUUAUUCGCUCUUCCAUUGCAGGCUAAGUUUAGGGAGUGUGUGAAUACAGGCUAUUGUUGGCUUUUAGUGUUGGAGGGCUGGUUCUAGUGUGACGAAAAUCACCACCACCACCGGUCUUUUAGGGGUUAAACUGCAAAUAACAAGGUCUGAGAUUCCUUAAUUACAAGUUCUAAUGAAUCAUAAUGAUUCAUUGUAUGUCAUCCAUGUUAAAAACGUAAAACUUGCUUUGAAAAAAUUGUCCCUGCAAAAAAUAUAGUUUCCAAGUCUUAUGAAGCUUAAAAGUUUGUGUUAAUUAUCCCAAAUUUUACAUUAUGAUAGGGCAUAUCACACUAUUUCUUCUUAUUUUUAAAAUGAGUUUUGCCUAUGUUAGAAUAAUCACCAAGUAAAGCUGAUCAGGAGUGUAUGCUGCAUCAUUAUCAGUUCCUUGAAAACAAAUACAGUAAAUCCCAGCUAAAUUGGAGCCAAAUAUCCCACUUUCAUGCCCUCAGAUAAGUGUCGGAUAUCUUGGAUUAUCAACCAAGAUAUACGGGGGAAGUCAGAUAGACACCUGAUAUCUCAGUUUGUUCCCCAAGAUAUAUGGGGUAAGUUGGACACUCAGAUAGACAUUGAAUACAUAUCUAAUGUACUAUUCUAAUCACACACAACUGGUAUUCUUGCCUGACUCAUGCUGUGUUUGCUGGUCUCCGUGAUGGCUUCUAAGGCUACAUCUAGUUUUUCCCUUAUAAAUUAUGUUUUCAGAUAUCUCAGAUUGGUAUUCCCCCAAUCAAUCGGACUUAUGCAGGGUUUCCUGUACAUAGGAAAAUCAUCAUAUUUGAGAAAUUUAUUAGAAACAAGUUAUGAAGGCUGCUAUUUUUUUCCCUUCAACUGUGAUGGCCAGAAGACUAAAUAAAGCUGUUUGAUGAAUGUUAUGAUGCAUUAGGAGAUGUGGCCAUGAUCAUCUGUAUUAUGCAAUGGUUGACUGGAUGAGCACAGGACAUUACCAAGAAAAGCCCUCUUAAGAUUCAGAAUUUCAAUUAAAUCAUUAUAAUAAAUGGACUAAAUUUGUUUUGUUACAGUGAGAGAAGAGAGACACGAAUGGCACAGUGAAUUGUGUUGAAUAUUUCUGGAGAAAGUAUCCCAGUAGGUUUAAGGAAAACACCCAGAAGCUAGAGGAGAGAGAGAAAAAUAUAUUAUUCAACUGAAAUCAGGCCACAUGUCAUCAGUUGGCAAAGGCUGACUCAUAUGAACAUGAAAUGUUCUUAGAAUUGUGAUGAUUGAAUGUAGUAGAGGUUUUGAUUCAACUAUUGUGGUCAAGCUUCUGGAGGGUUUGCAUAAUACACUGGAUAUUUUUUCUUUAAACCAUGGAACAGCACAAAACAGCCAAUGAGUUUUUUACUAGCAUUAAUUAAAGGCUGAUAUAAGUAGUUAAAUGUAGGUACUACCUCAGUUUUACUAUAAUUGAAAUAUUGGUCAGAAUCUAACUUUUUGUUGGUACUAGUUACUUGAGUAAAAAAGGUUCUUUAUUCAUGACUGAUAUAUGCAGGUAAAUAUUUUGGAAGAAUAGAGAGAAAUUGUGAUGAAUUAUUUUUAAGGUUAAUCUGUUGUGUAUAUGAAACCAAUGUGCAGCUUUCUUGUGAAUUACUGUGUACAGUUCAGCCACAAACAUUGUUUCUUGAAUUUUGCAAGCUAACAAUUCAUGAUUGGGCAGUGUUGUUUUAUGAAAUUAAUAUAAUUACUUAUGCAUGAUAAUUCCUUUCAGUUUCAUAACUUAUGUGCUCUACAUUAGAUAUGAAAGAGAUCCAGUUUGUGCAUUUCCAAUCACAUACUCCAUAUUAGACCAUUCUGAAAAUAUCUCAUACUAAGUUUGCAUGUCAUUUUAAGUGGACUGAACAUCCGUGAUACUGUGUGCGUGUGUGUGUGUGUGUGUGUGUGUGUGUGUGUGUGUGUGUGUGUGUGUGUGUGUGUGUUUACUUUUCUAUUUGUUUUUUGUACUUGUAAAGAUAUUUGUUCUUGUACUUAAGGAUUUAUUGAUGUUCAAGUCCACCAGAUAGACUAGUUUCAUACUUAAGUCAAAUUUUAUGAUUUUUUUUCAUAUAUAUUUGUCAGCAGGUGUCCCAGCUUUGUAAGAGAGCAAAUCUGUCUCCAUAGUUCUCUUAGUUUACUUAUUAAUUAACAUUGUACUUUCUAUAUGCAAGUUCACUGUAUAAUUUAUAGUGUUUAUAAAUUCAUGUGUUGUUCAUAAUCUGUACAUGGAACUUUUAUUGGACUGAGUCAAGGAAGGUGCAUUCAUCUGCAGUAUCCUAAAAAGCUUUUGAUUUUGGGAAUUAUGUCGAAAAUAAUAAAGACUUCGCCAGAGUUAUUA